AUGUCUCAACAAAGCGAUAACGUGUCGAACAAUUCUGAAAAUCAAAGUCUGACUUCGUCAUCAUUAUUUCGAUCAGCUUCUAAUCUAUCAAUGGUGAAUGUUUCAUCUAUUAGCCUAGCACCCUCUAUUGCCAAUAGUCAAAUUGUGUCAAACACUGCUCCAAGCAUAUACAGUAGUACUACGUGUUCACUUGUUAAUGAAUGUAAUACUAAUUCACCAAUUAGCAAUAACAGUAGCGUAAAUACAAUUAGCAACAGUAAUGAUAAUAACACUCGACUUGUGCAUGCUCCUACACUGGAAUGCAUUCAUUCUACCUCAGAAAUAACAAUGCCUUCACAACAACAAAACGUUUACUCAUCAAGCAGUUUGAUUGUUAGACCAGAAGAGCAUCUAAAUACAUUUUCGGUGUUAACAAACUCGCAACCAUCACCAGAUAUGCAACAUUUUCUCUCACCAAUUUACAUCAAUGAGAUCUCUCAAAAUAUUCAACUAAUGCCGAUAUUACAAGCUCAUUCUGCUUCUUCUCACCCUAAUGCUUCUCCUAGCACCCCAGUUCAUUACCACAAUGCUGGACUCCCACAAAUACCUAGCAGUCCACAUAAUUUGAGUUUUUUACUUGAAAGACAAGCACAAUGGGCACUAAAUAAUGCUUCAUUUUAUCUAAAAAUAUCAAAAAAUUUGAAGGAAUAUGCUAGAAAUGCAGCUGCUAUUUUGUCGCAGCCAGUACCUCAAUCGACCUAUCCAGCGGUUCGAAGUUAUGAGAAUCAAAUAGAUUUAUCAGCAACGGAGUCGGUACAACAACAAAUAUGUCAAGAGCAAAGAGAAUUACAUCAAAUACAGGAACAACAGGUGGGAAUACGGUAUGAAGCGAAUAACAGCGAAUCAACUAAUGCAAACAAAAAAUUUGCUUCAAAUUCAACAUUAACCGAAAUACAUGAAGUAAAUAAAGAUGAUACUAUUCAAAUUUUCUCAAGGGAAAAAAUGUUUACGGAACAUCAACGGAAAGGAGCUUUACCUAAUUCUCCAUUACAUUCUUUGCAGUUUGAAUCUUCUACGACUGAAUUUCGGAGUAUAGAAGAUUACGGUCAGACAGACGCUAAUAAAACAAAUUCUACUUGUUAUAAUCAGGAAGAGCAAGACCAUCAGGUUGAUAUCAAUGAAGAAGAUUUUACUGGCUAUAAUCAGCUAGAUCAAGAUCACGAAGCUGAUGUUAAUAAAGAAAAUUCUACUGGCUACAAUCAGCUGGAGCAAGAUCGCCAAGUUGACGUUAAUGAAAAAGAUUCUACUUGUUAUGAUCAGGUGGAGCAAGACCAUCAAGUUGACGUUAAUGAAGAAAAUUCUACUGGCUACAAUCAGCUGGAGCAAGAUCGCCAAGUUGACGUUAAUGAAAAAGAUUCUACUUGUUAUAAUCAGCUGGAGCAAGACUAUCAAGUUGGCGUUAAUGAAGAAAAUUCUACUGUCUACAAUCAGCUUGAGCAAGAC
Thelazia callipaeda (thelaziosis nematode) is the source of this 1482-nucleotide messenger RNA. The record is from the annotation of a GenBank genome assembly. NCBI's taxonomy places the organism in Eukaryota, Metazoa, Nematoda, Chromadorea, Rhabditida, Thelaziidae.